UUUCCACGCCGCAACAACUCGCCGCAUCGUGAUCCAGCAUGAUGAUGGAUGAUUCCUUUGCCAGCGACGACGAUGAUAUGCAUGGGAUCCUCAGCGCGAUCGGACUCGGGACGACGGCGAAGCGACCGCUGCCGCCACCGACGGCGCCGGACCUGCCCCUCGCGCGAUCCACGGCAAGCACCGGGAAACGCACGGCGACGACCGAUGCAAUCGUUGAUCUGUCCGAGUCGCCGGUCGUGCCCAAGCGUCCGCGACCAGCGCGUGUCGCUGCCGACCUUCCAGUCCUGGGCGGGCCUUGCCUGCGAGACAAGCCAACGCCCGUCAUUUCCGAGCCAAGGCUGGCAGCCACAAACUCCUUACACACAAGAGCCACGAGUCCCGUGCAAGCAGCGAAUUAUACAGCAGCAGUGGUCGCAAGCCCGCAACGAGCGGUUGUCAGCUCCAUGCGAGCACCCGCCUUUCCGCAUGCGUCGCCUCCAUCGGCCUUGAACGAAGCUGUGAUCGACAUCAUGUCAGACUCGUCCGACAGUGACGAUGCACUGGAUGUUCCUCUCCGCGAUCGCUUGCUCGCACAGCGCCGCCCCGCGCCGCCACAGCCCGUCGACGAAGCCGAUACCAAUGGUUUGGAUGCCUCCAUCAUCAGCAUCAACACCAACACCGACGACGAAGACGCCCCGUGCGUUCCUGCGCCACCGCCUGUCUCUCCUCAUCGUGCUGGACUCUCUUCGCCCGUCGAUGUGGUGGCCCUCGAGGACGACGACGGUGGUGACGAGUACGCAGUGAUGCUGGCGUCGCCACGCUCGGCGCCUCCGUCUCAGCAAGUCACCUCGCCUGUCUACGACCUCGUCGACAGUGACGACGACAACUUGCUACCCCCAAGUUAUAUGACAUCGUCCCAACGCUCCACUGCGUCCGUGCAGGACAUGAUCAAUGUCGACGCAAGCGAGGACGAGUAUGCAUAUGCUUACAUGGACCACAACCCGUAUGCACUGACGUACUCGCCGCCGUCGUCGCCACUCUUUAGCAGUGCUCUUUUCGAUCGCCCGAUCCCGCGGUACACGCCGCCGCGCGCAGCGUGCCCACCACCCGUCGCUGCACCGCCAACAAGCGCCCAUCUUGGUCCUACCGAGCCUCAGGCUCCUCCCGCAGCGCGGGCUCACAAAGCCAAAGCCAAAGCCAAAGCCACCAAGUCGCCGGCCAAGCCGCGGAAACCCAAGCCGCAAGUGCACGUGUACCUCGAAGAAUCGCUCUUUGACGCCGACGUCGGCGAGAAGAUGUAUACGGCGCUCGUCAACCACACGACCGCGAGCAAACCGACGCCCUUUGGGUGCUACGUCACGGACGCUAGCACCGUGUCCCAUGUCGUGCCCAAGAGCAUCAUGUGGCGCGAUGCAAGCACCAUGGUCCCGAUGGCCUGUGUCUACUUGUCGGCCGCCGACUUUAUACACGCGAUCGCGACAGAGUAUGCAUCCGUGUACGACCACAUUGUCAAGCUCCGGCAACAAGUGUCGGACCCGUACGCGCGCACGUUCUUUCUGGUCGAGGGGCUCGAGAAGGCCCUCGUCGUGCACCAGCGCGCCCGGCAACGCCAGGGCCACGGGAUGCGACCAAUGACGUUUGCUGAUGUGCACAACGCUGUCGUCCACCUCUUUGUCAACUCAUUUUGCCACAUUCAUUUUGCAGCGACGCCCGACGACAGCGCGGCGUACGUCUUGUCGCUAACCCGCGAGAUCGCCGCUUUGCCAUCGACGCCACCCAAUGAUUUUUUGUCGCAUGUUCCUCGCCUCACGUCGGUCCGUGCGACGACCAAUGGCGACACCUCGAACGAGCUUGCCAAUGCGUGGCUGCGGAUGCUCGAGAUGAUCCCGGGCAUGAGCCCGGAGAUGGCGCAGCGCCUUCUCGACUACUACCCGACGAUCGACUCGCUCAUGACCGUGUACGUCAACCCGAACGUACCGGUCAAAGUCAAGGAGCUACUGCUGGCGGACAAGCUAGUCGCCACCAGGGCAUCCAAGGUCCUCUCCAAGCGCAUUUUUGCCAUCUUUACGUCGCCCAACCCGCGCGCCAUCGCCUUAUAAGCACGCUAACAUAGGGCUACAUGCGACCCGUG
Saprolegnia diclina VS20 is the source of this 2110-nucleotide messenger RNA. RefSeq lists its product as hypothetical. Lineage: Eukaryota; Oomycota; Saprolegniomycetes; Saprolegniales; Saprolegniaceae. Gene Ontology annotation, cellular component: Holliday junction resolvase complex; nucleus. The transcript is spliced from 8 exons. Gene Ontology annotation, molecular function: nuclease activity; DNA binding. The record is from RefSeq and is a predicted model, not a curated record. Gene Ontology annotation, biological process: DNA repair. The coding region runs from base 39 to 2078 and encodes 679 amino acids.